AUUCUCUAACGGUGUUUACGCACAAUCCGCGCGAGAGCCGCUUCCUGCCGAGUGUUCGCGCAGCCUUCGGUUUAUUGUCUUCUUUCUGUUUCUGUUCUGAAACUGUCCGCGGAGGAACCUGACAGGCUCCUGAAGUGUUUUUAACAAAGAGAACUAAUCCUCCGCUGAGAGAUCUGGGGUUUGUGAAGCUCCGCGAGGCGGCAGGUCUCAGCAUGCCCGUGAAGAGUGAGGAGAAGCCCGCAGAGACAUGAGGACUGACCGCCGCUCAGCGCUCACCCGGAGGACUGGAGCUCCACACCGGAGGGGUUUUACUGGGUGACGGAGGAGCACAGACUUUAUCCCGGAGAGGAGUCGCCUUAUAAACUCAAAUAACCCCAAAUAAAGCACAGGAAGUGUGUAUCGCCUCGUCCCUGUCCCGUCUCUCUCACUCCCGCGGGUCGAUGAUGGAGGCCAUUGUUCUUGGUUCUGAUUGGUCGUGCGUUCGUUGUACCUUCUUAAACACGGCGGGGUCUCCACGUUGCUCUAUCUGUGAGGCACCACGGAACAAACCUGAUCUGAACAGAAUUCUGCGCCUCAGCAGCUGCUGGACCUGUCCACGCUGCACACUGACCAAUCACAGCGCAUCAGGGGCGUGCUCAGUCUGUGGGGCACCACCCAAUUCGACAAAUGGCCCUACCCCUUCUUCUUCCUCUCCCUCCAUCUCAGAACCCAUUACUUCCAACUCCGAGCCGAAACGGCAGCAUGUGGAUGAGGACUUGAUAAAGAAGUCUGAGCCUAAUGGGGAAGUAGGAAACACUGAAGUGGGUGUGGUAUCAGGAUGGGCGUGUCCUCGGUGCACCCUUGUGAAUACACCCACAGCGAUGUCAUGCUCAGCCUGCGGUGGCCCAAGGAAACUUUCGCUUCCCAAAAUCCCACCCGAGGCACUGGUAGUUCCGGAAGUCCGGACGCCAGUGUCUGGGUUUCCUGCACAAAAUGCUGGGGCAGUCCUUAUUGAUCUCACUGAAGACUCGCCUCCUAACCCUGCCCCUUCUCAGACUCCAUCUCCACCUCCUAACAACACCAACUUCCUUCCUCCUUCCUUGUCCUCUUUGCAAAAUAAUCCUGUUCCUCGCAGCAGACGCGAAGUCCCACCCCCUACUUCCCCCUCAACUGGACCCGCCUCCAAACCUAAGCCUCUCCCUUCCUCAGAACCAAUCAAACGCCUUAGUGUGCUUGAAGAGGAGGAGCCAAGUCCUAACCAUCCAGCCCCACCUUCUUGGAAAUGUCCCGGAUGCUCGGCUCCUUCUGGUCCUUCAGUAUCUUCAGCAGGACGUUGUGAUGCAUGUAGAGGACCACGCCAGGGGACGGGGCCGAGUGCAGAUGUCAUCGAUGUCCUUGGUGAAUCUGUUCGAUUCACUCCAGCCACACCCUCAAGUCCUGACUUUACGUCAUGGGCAUGUUCCAAGUGCACGUUGCGGAAUCCUACAGGGUCGGCACACUGCAGUGCAUGCGGAACCUCCAAACUUCACGGGUUCUCUGAGCCCUUCACUAAAAAGACCUCACACACACCUCGAGGAACAGGGCAAGGGGAGAAGUGGGCAUGUCCAGCAUGCACACUGCUAAACGAGGUGUGUGUGAAGCACUGUGUGGCAUGUCACACAGCUCAACGCUACUUGAGAACCAGAAAGGUGAAGGCACUACGCCGCAGAGAGAGCGUUCACGUGGAACAGCGGAGGAAAACAGAUGAGGGGGAGGCUAAAGAGCUGUGGGAGAACAUUGUCAGCUUCUGCAGAGAGAACGCAGUGAACUUCGUGGAUGACAGUUUUCCUCCUGGUCCCAGAUCAGUGGGCUUCCCGGAGAGUGACAGCGUCCAGCAGCGAAUCAAAAAGUGGCUCCGCCCACACGAGAUCAACUGCAACAACUUUAAGGAUCGUGGGGUGAAGUGGUCAGUGUUCCGAACGCCCCGCCCAUCUGAUAUCCUACAAGGGCUUCUGGGUAACUGCUGGUUCUUGAGUGCAUUGGCUGUGUUAGCGGAGCGUCCCGAGCUGGUGGAGCGAGUGAUGAUCACCCGCUCAAUCUGUCCUGAGGGAGCGUAUCAGGUUCGACUGUGUAAAGAUGGAACGUGGACAACGGUGCUGGUGGACGACAUGCUGCCGUGUGAUGAGUACGGAUACCUGCUGUUCUCACAGGCCCAGAGGAGACAGUUGUGGGUGGCUCUGAUAGAGAAGGCGUUGGCGAAGCUGCAUGGUUCGUAUUUUGCGCUGCAGGCCGGUCGAGCCAUCGAGGGUUUGGCCACUCUGACUGGAGCUCCAUGUGACAGCCUCAACCUGCAGGUGAACAACACCAACCCGCGGGAGGAACCCAUCGACACCGACCUCAUCUGGGCCAAGAUGAUCAGCUCCAAGGAGGCGGGUUUCCUGAUGGGGGCGUCAUGUGGUGGCGGGAACAUGAAGGUGGACGAUGCCGUAUACGAGUCUCUGGGGCUCCGUCCACGACAUGCCUACUCCAUCCUGGAUGUCCGGGACGUUCAAGGCUACAGGCUGCUGCGUCUGAGGAACCCAUGGGGGAGGUUCUCCUGGAACGGCUCGUGGUCAGAUGAGUGGCCUGAUUGGCCACAGCACUUGAGACAUGAGCUGAUGGCUCACGGCAGCAGCGAGGGAGUGUUCUGGAUGGAGUACGGAGACUUCAUCAAGUACUUUGACUCAGUGGAUAUCUGUAAGAUACACUCAGACUGGCAUGAGGUGCGUGUGCAGGGUUCGUUCCCCAGCAGAGCAAGUGGACCAAUCACAGUGAGCGCUCUGACUGUACUGGAGAGAACCGCCCUGGAGUUCGCUCUGUUCCAGGAGGGGAGCAGACGUUCCGACUCCGCAGAUAAUCACCUGUUGGAUCUGUGUAUCAUGGUGUUCCGGGCCUCGUUCUCCAGCGGGAAUAAGCUGACGCUCGGCCGGUUGCUGGCUCACAGUAAGCGUGCGGUGAAGAAGUUCGUAGGCUGUGACGUGAUGCUGGAGCCGGGAGAGUACGCCGUCGUCUGCUGUGCCUUUAACCACUGGAACAGCGGGGGAACACCAGUGUCGAGCCCCACUGCCCCCCCUCGGGCGUGUCCUGAUUCUCCGGGCUUCAUUUUGGCCAUCUACAGCUCCAGACAGGUGAUGGUGGAGCAGGUCGAGGCCACGGCAACCACGCUCGCCGACGCCAUUAUACUGCUGACGGAGAAUAAAGGAGAGAGACACGAGGGCCGUGAGGGUAUGACGUGUUAUUAUCUCACUCAUGGGUGGGCGGGGCUUAUCGUCGUCGUGGAGAACCGACACCCGAAGUUCCACUUGCACGUGUCAUGUGACUGCACAGACAGCUUUAAUGUGGUAUCGACACGCGGCAGCCUGAAGACUAUAGACAGUGUUCCACCACUACACAGGCAGGUUCUGGUGGUUCUCUCUCAGUUGGAAGGGAACGCUGGGUUCUCCAUCACACACCGUCUGGCUCACCGUAAAGCAGCGCAGGCCAAUCUGGGCGACUGGACUCCCACUAAAGCCACACACUCGCCACAGCUCACACCUGAUACAGAGGGACUGCACAAGCCCCGCCCACUCUGACACACGCCCACAUAUGCCCACACACACUCAUGAGGGGCGGAGCAUAGCGGAACUACUGAGCCAAUCCAAUCAUACGACUGCUCCUGGAGCCAAACGCAACACACACGUACACACACACAAGGACGGACAUGAGCUCAAGGAUACCGCCAUUACUGAUACACACUGUGUGUGUGUGUGUGUGUGUGUGUGUGUGUGUGUGUGUGUGUGUGUGAGCCAAACCUGCAGGAAGUCCGAGCAUCUCCUUCGUUUUUAUAUCUGCGUGUCAGGCUGUCUAAAUACCCAAUUAAAUGUCUUUUAUUUUC
Messenger RNA from Ictalurus punctatus (channel catfish), 3871 nucleotides. RefSeq names its product calpain 15 (gene capn15). The record is from RefSeq and is a predicted model, not a curated record. Lineage: Eukaryota; Metazoa; Chordata; Actinopteri; Siluriformes; Ictaluridae. Bases 441 to 3569 code for a protein of 1042 amino acids. Gene Ontology annotation, cellular component: cytoplasm. Gene Ontology annotation, biological process: proteolysis. Gene Ontology annotation, molecular function: calcium-dependent cysteine-type endopeptidase activity. The transcript has 12 exons.